Molecule: messenger RNA, 6704 nt
Organism: Anopheles stephensi (Asian malaria mosquito)
Lineage: Eukaryota; Metazoa; Arthropoda; Insecta; Diptera; Culicidae
Gene: LanB1
Product: laminin subunit beta-1
Exons: 17
Coding region: 429-5801 (1790 amino acids)
Biological process (GO): basement membrane assembly; cell migration; substrate adhesion-dependent cell spreading
Cellular component (GO): laminin trimer
Source: RefSeq, a predicted model, not a curated record
ACAUACCCGCCUCUCACAGAACGCAUCUUGCGGGAAGGUUUGUGAGGGCUGUAUGCUCAACUCACGCAUCAUAGUUGAAACGUCUCGCGUAGAUCGUGCACGUCCGGACAGUUGAGACGCGUUCGUGCGUUCCGUGGACGGUUCCUUCGCUUUCAAGUGAGUGCGUAAGUGUGUUAAGUGAAGUGAGGAAAAGUCCUAGCCACCAUAGUGAGGUUUGUGCUGCUUCGUGUGUUUUGCCCUUCGGGAAAAUAACUACCGGCUAGUGCACCGUUGUGACGCAUUCAUUGCCAUCGAAAGUGUUCCUGUGUGUUUGCUCUGCCGGGAAUACUAGCUGCCGCUUAUGACUGGCUGGUUCAGCACCAUUGCAUGUUGAACGAUUAGGGACGUUAUAUUAACGUCCUACUCAUGUAUAGCUGGCCGCGGCAGCGAUGGCCAAAAUAGGAUCGUCAUGUAUAGCAUACGUAGUUAUUAAUUUAUUUAUUUUCCAUAGUCUAAUCUUAAGUAGCAAUGCACAACGUCGACCAUAUGGCGGCAGAGACCGAUUAGCCAGCAGACCACCGAUCCAUCGCGUACAUCCGUGCGAGCAGAGCUCUUGCUAUCCGGCUACGGGCAAUCUGCUGAUAGGACGUGAGAACCGGCUGGAAGCGUCGUCCACCUGCGGUACGGUACGGUCGGAACGUUACUGCAUCGUGUCCCAUCUGGAGGAGAAGAAAUGCUUCCUCUGCGAUACGCGCCGCGAAACCGAGAACGAUCCGAUGCGCAACCAUCGGAUCGGUCAGAUCAUCUACAAAAUGCAACCGGGUACCGUCGAACAAACCUGGUGGCAGUCGGAGAACGGACGUGAAAAUGUCACCAUUCAGCUGGAUCUGGAGGCAGAAUUCCACUUUACCCAUCUGAUUAUCGUCUUUGCGACGUUCCGUCCGGCGGCGAUGCUGAUCGAGCGUUCGUACGAUUUCGGCAAAACCUGGCACGUGUACAAGUACUUCGCGCACAGCUGCCGGGAGUCGUUCCCGCACGCGCCACUGAUCGCACGGAACAUUACGGACGUGAUCUGCGAUCACCGGUACUCGGGUGUGGAACCGUCGAAGAACGGUGAGGUGAUCUACCGUGUGCUGCCUCCGAACAUGAACAUCGAGAACCCGUACGCCGAACACGUGCAAAACAUGCUGAAGAUGACGAACCUGCGUGUAAACUUUACCAAGCUGCACUCGCUCGGUGACAAUUUGCUGGACGAUCGGGACGAGAUACAGGAGAAGUACUAUUACGCCAUCUCGAACAUGAUUGUGCGUGGCUCUUGCUCGUGCUACGGCCAUGCUUCUCGCUGUUUGCCGCUCGAGGGUGUGCGGAAUACGGUGGACAUGGUGCACGGACGGUGCGAGUGUACGCAUAACACGAAGGGUCUGAACUGUGAGGAGUGUGAGGACUUCUUCAACGAUCUACCGUGGAAGCCGGCACUUGGCAAACAGACCAACGCUUGUAAAAAGUGUAAUUGUAACAACCACGCGACUAGCUGCCAUUUUGACCAGGCCGUUUACGAACACUCGGGACGGGUUAGUGGCGGAGUGUGUGACAACUGCCAGCACAACACGCAAGGAUAUCACUGCGAAGAGUGUGCACCGUUCUACUACCGCGAUCCGAACGAGGACAUCCAGAGUCCGUACGUGUGCAAACCGUGCGAUUGCGAUCCACGUGGUUCGCUGGACGAUGGAAUUUGCGACUCGAUCGCCGACGAGGAGAAUGGUAUUGUGGCCGGUGCCUGCCACUGUAAGCGCAAUGUGAACGGACGUCGGUGCGACCAUUGCCGGGAAGGAUUCUGGAACUUUGACGAGAAUAAUCCGGAGGGCUGCCAGCCGUGUACGUGCAACACGCUCGGAACGGUUAACAAUUCGGGUUGUAAUGUGUACACUGGCGAGUGUAUCUGUAAGCGGUUGGUCACCGGACGCGACUGUAACCAGUGUAUGCCGGAAACGUAUGGACUGUCGGACAGUUUGGAGGGUUGUACGCCGUGCAACUGUCAUCCGGGAGGAUCGCUGGAUAAUAGCUGUGACGUGAUUACGGGCCAGUGCCGUUGCAGACCGCAUAUGCAGGGACGAGAUUGUAGUGAACCGAAGCAACACUACUUCAUUCCGACGUUGCACCGUAUUCUGGAGGCUGAGAUUCCGUCCACUUUCUGCGAGUCUGGCGGAGGACAAAACUGUUCGGUUGUUGUGCGCGAACGAGCAAACGAUCGGGACGCCGACUUUACGGGGCCAGGCUUCAUCCGCGCCACGGAGGGUACCACGCUGAAGUUCUCCGUGGACGACAUCCCGAAAACGAUGAAUUACGACGUGAUGGUACGCUACCAGCCCCAGAUGAAGGGAGACUGGGAGAACGUGCGGAUGACCGUGAUCCGGCCGGAGGUGUACAACCCCGAGGGACCGUGUGCCAACUCGCACCCAAGCUACGAGCGCGAUAUCACCACGACACUGUCCGAGUACGAAACGAGUGCUAUAGCGCUGCACGACAUUUGUCUGGAGAGCGGCAAAACGUACAAGUUUAUCGUGUCCUUCCAACGGCACGAACCGUACGACGAUAAUCCGACCGCACAGAUCUUGAUCGAUUCGAUCGUGUUGAUACCGCGCAUCGAAAUUACGCCAAUUUUGCAGGGUUCCCAUCAGGCCGAGGUGCGUCACCGCGAGUACGUUGAUCUGGGAUGCAACCACACGUACUACGAUGUGAACUACAUCAUCAACGCACCGGAAGAGUGCAAGGAUCUGCUGAAGACGAUCAGCGUUUACAUCAACAACGGUGCAACGCCUUGCGAGUGUAAUCCGACCGGUUCGAAGAGCAAGAAGUGUGCUGAGUCGGGUGGUUUCUGUAUGUGCAAGACCAACGUCGUCGGACGGCAGUGUGAUCGGUGUGCACCGGGUACGUUCGGGUUCGGGCCGGAAGGUUGCAAGGCUUGCGACUGUAACAGCAUCGGAUCGAAGGACAACGAUUGCGAUUUGAUCACCGGACAGUGUAACUGCCAUCCCAACACGUACGGCCGGGAGUGUGACCAGUGUCAGCCGGGCUUCUGGAACUUCCCCAACUGUCAGAUCUGCGAGUGUAAUGGCCAUACGCCGACGUGUAAUUCGAAGACCGGCGAGUGCAAUCACUGUCAGGACUUUACGCAGGGCUGGAAGUGCGAUCGCUGUAUCGACGGGUACUACGGCAACCCGUUGCUCGGCUCAUCGAUUGGAUGCCGACCGUGCCGCUGUCCGGACACGGCUGCAUCCGGUCACUCGUACGCGAGCGAGUGUUAUCUGCACCCAUCGACGAACGAUGUGAUUUGUGCGUGCGAGGAAGGAUAUGCCGGGGCUCGGUGCGACGUGUGCGCGGACAAUUACUUCGGCAAUCCGGAAAAACCGGGCGGCCAAUGUCAGCCGUGCGACUGUAGCAACAAUGUCGAUCCUAAGCGGCCCGGUAACUGUGAUGCUAAGUCGGGCAAAUGUCUCCAGUGUCUGUACAAUACCGAGGGUGACCAUUGCGAGUACUGUCGGGAUGGUUUCUACGGCGAUGCGUUGCGACAGGACUGUCGGGAUUGUGACUGUAACUUGCUCGGCACGAACCAGACGAUACAGCACUGCGACCGGUACACGGGCCAGUGUCCGUGUUUGCGUAACGUGCAGGGACAGUACUGUGACGAGUGUAUUGAGAAUCACUGGAAGAUUGCUAGCGGUGAAGGAUGCGAGGCGUGCGAUUGUGAUCCGGUCGGAGCGCUCAGCGAGCAGUGUAAUCCGUACGACGGACAGUGUUCGUGCAAGUCUGGAUUCGGCGGACGGCAGUGUAAUCAGUGUGAGGCUUACUUCUGGGGCGAUCCAAAUGUGGAAUGCAAACCUUGCGAAUGUAAUGCGUACGGUUCUGCCACACAACAGUGCGAUCGUACCACCGGACAGUGUGCCUGCAAGUCCGGUAUUGGCGGGUACAAGUGCGACCAGUGCGAUCGAGGCUACCUAGGCCAAGCUCCGUACUGUGAACCUUGCGGCGAGUGCUUUGACAACUGGGACAUGAUUCUGGACGGGCUGCGCAACGAGACCGAUCGUACGAUCGAGGAAGCGAAAACGAUCAAGAAGCUUGGUGCGACCGGUGCCUACAAGAAGGAGUUCGAUUCGAUGUCGAAGAAGAUCGCACAAAUCGAAGGCCUGCUGAACAACACCAUUUCCGAUCGCGAGAUUGAAUCGAUCGGUGCCGAGAUUGAGCGUAUUCGCACCCAUCUGCAGGAGUCGCUACGUAAUUUGGAGGAAUCGGAACGCAAGCUGCAGGAGACGGACUCGAGCAUUAAGCUUGCCAACAUUGAGAUUGUGAACCUCGGACGCCGGGCGGAUGAUGUGAAGCAGCUGACAAGCUAUCUGAAGGAUAACGCGACGAGACUGCAGGAGGGCAACAUCGAGGGUGCGCUGAAUCUUACCCGUGAUGCGUGGUACCGGGUGAGCAUGCUGGGUGAAACGAACAUGAACAUUACGGCGAUCAACAGCCGGGCGGAGAAUUAUUGUCGCCGGGCGGAACAUCUCAUUAGCAAGAAUCAGGUCGACGUUGUGCGGAACCAUGACAAUAACGAAGCGGCCUUCCUGAAGUACCAGGAAGAGUUGAACGAUCUGAACGGAAACAUGCCCGAUCUGAACCAGCGCAUCUGCGACCGUGCCGGUGAUCCGUGCGAUGAGUUCUGUGGUGGUGCGGGCUGUAAGAACGGUUGCGGAGGUUUACGGUGCGAGAAUGGUGCGUUGACACUGUCCGAGAAAGCGCUGGACUUUGCCAAGAAGACGGAGCAAAACAUUAAGGAAAAGGAGGAGCUGGCGGAUGAUAUUCUACGAUCGAUGUCACAAGCGAAGGCAAAUGCGUCGGAAUCGUACAAGAAGGCGAAGCGAACGCACGACGAAACGCAAGCCCAUCUCGAAGAAACGAAGGAUCUUAUCGAUCGUGCGAACGUGCUGAUUGGCAAACUGUCGGACAUGAUCGAAAAUACGACAGCGUCGCCCGGUGAAAUGCGCGAACUCAUCGAUCAGGUCAUGGGAUACACGCUGCAGCUGGACCCGGAUCAGAUCGACGAUCUGGCGCAGAAAAUUCAGGAUGCCGUUUCCCAUCUGGUGAACGUGGAAUCGAUUAUCCGCAACACCGAGAACGAUUUGCGGCGCGUGGAAAUGCUCAAGACCGAUGCGCUGGAGAAAAAGGAACGCGCAGAAAAGGUGUUGGCCGGUGUACUGAACAUAACGAGAGCUUUGGAGGAUGCGGACGAUGCACAGAAGAAGGCACGCCAAUCCAUCAAGCAAGCGAACGGGGAUAUAGCUUCUGCAAAGAUUGAUUUGGAGGAGAUUGAUAAGGAGACGGAAGACGCUCAGAAGCGGGCCAACUCUACGGCUAACGCGGUGUUGGCGUUACAGUCCCGGCUUGAGCAACUCCAGAAGGAUAACAUUCGUAACGAGCUUGACGCCAAGGACAUCAACAAGCAGGCAGAGGAUGUAAAGGACUCGGCCAACAAUGCUCACGAGCGUGCAACGCAGCUCAAAAACGAUUUCAAAUCCGCCAAUGAAUCGCUUACGAAGCAGGCACGUCGUUCGGAAAGUGCCCGGGAGCGUGCUCAAAAUUUGCUGAACCGUGCGUCCAAAAUUACCGUGGAUACGACGACGCAGCUUUCGGCCCUACAGAGUAUGGACGAUAUAUACAAAUCGAAUGAAAAGGAGAUCCAGAAUCUCGAGUCUGAGCUGAACGAUCUUACCGGCAAGAUCACGUUCUAUCUGCAGACGAUCCAAACCAACGCCGAGCGCUACCGUCAGUGCACAUAAUUCGUUGGAUCAACAACGAGCGUCCGAUGCGUGUCACAUCCAUUGACGCAUCGCCUCGAUUGGCCCUCCCAAGCGCAUCUUCGCCCUACCAUUGCGCUAAACGACUGCCAAGGAAACUAAGCAAUUACUAUUGUGUUCACACGGGAAGAUUACAUAGCGAGAGGUUUCAGUGCUCUCAGUGCGCCACUAUACUCUAUUCUAUUUCCAGUUUCAAACGAGUGUCCUGUGACAGAAGCCUAUAGAUAAUUUUUGUGCCAAAAGUAGAGAAAAACGAAUGCCGCGAAUGGAUUAUACACACUUCCAUAAACAGUUGCAGUUUCAACGGUGACUGUUUCGUGCUAUCUGCUCUUUUAACAACUUUCCAUUUCCACAGUCCCCGUAUUAGAUUUUUGUUUGUUUGAGUUCGUCACUAACGCUAGCAAAGCAUAGAGUAAGAUUAAUAAGGAAUGUUUUAGCCAGUAAGUGAUCGAUGGGUGUUGCCAUAGCUUUGAAGAAAACUCCAUUGUCCAAAACAUCCAGUGCAUUUAAUAAGAUUUCGGUUUUUCCCAAUAACUUUAACCAAUAGUUUUGAUUUCACCAACAGAAACGUUCUCUUGGGUACACUGAAGUCCAGUACUGCAGUUUAAAUAUACUCAGACAAUACUACAUAAAUCUAGAAAGACACAUUGCAACGUUUCUCGAAAGUAGCUAAUAGUUCAUAGAAGCACUCAAAACUUCGCCAAUGUGGCAACAAAUAGUUAUGGAAACGAUAGUACCAAUCGAGAUAAAAGAAGAAACACGCCGUUAAUUGUAGCAUCCUAAAAUGCUCGUUUUAACCCUGACUUUAAGCUGAAAAACAAUAUUAACUAAAUCAUAUGGAAGUCUGUGCGUCGUAAAUAAUAAAUAUCUUCUGAAUGUUUUAAA